AGAAGGCGACCAUGUUGAUUUAAAGGAAGAAGAAACACAAUAGAGGAGAUUUAUUUCAAGUAAAAAUCAGAUUAUGAAGCGAAUUUUAAAGGAAGUAGUUGAUCAACCACACACUGAAUAUACCUUGUAAAAACAACAGAGGUACUAAGGUUACAUGUUUGAGUUGUUGGCUGACUUUGAGGAGGUGGCGGGUUGAUCACAGCCGCACUCACACACUUCACACACCGACCUGAAGACCUGUGGUGUCUGUGGAGAGAGGUGUCGGAACACCUGGAGGAGAAAGGAAGCGCACACUGAGGACUCAAAAGGGGUGGAAAGCUUUUUGGCUUUGGACUAGAAACCCCCUUUUGUUUUUGUGAAUUCAGGAUCCAGGUUUUUUUUUCACACAGUGGAGCGACAUAUCCACACACAGUGGAAACAAACGGAGAGCAUUACAGACUAUAUGAUAUUGGGGAAAAACGUGUACAAAGGUGGACAUCCUUUUUUGGAAGAACAGGGAUAGUGAGCAACUCUAUGGACUCAAAGUGGAAAGAGGAAAUGUUCAAUUUAGAAAGACAAGUUUAAGCAUUGAACUAAGAUUAUAUUGAAGAGGCUGUUCCCCAAGUUCAGAUUGCCUUAGUUGUUCUAUUUCAGGACUUGAACCGCUUUGAUACUUGUUCACAUAUAAUUUUUCUAUAUUGUGGGCAAGUAUAUACAUGCAUAUGAAUGCAAAUUUCUCUUCAUUUUGAAGAGCUCUUGUGUAAAAACGUGUCUUUUGUUUGUUUUGUUGUUGUUCCUGUACGUCAGUCACUCUGUUGUUGAAGGGGACCGAACUGCACGUACAUGUGUAUAUGUAAAUACUACCAAUUGACUUCAGUUGUGAAAGCUUUGGACUUAAAAAGAAUAGAGAAUAUUGUUUGUUAAUGCUUUAUUAAACUUUUUUACUUUUGAAGAGAAUUUUUAAAAAGAAAAACCUAAGAGGCAAAAAUCUAACACUUUUGAAGAAGAAGAAAAAAAACAAGCAAGGAAAACGGGACAAAAUGGCCACUGCCAGAACAGAAAACGCUGGCCCGGUCAUCAUGGGACUGAACAAGCAGAACGGGCAGCUCAGAGGACAGACCAAACCAGCUUCAGUCCAGCCAGCACCCACAACUCAAGGAAAGGCUUUGGGUGCUCCCCAGAUAGCAGGCGGUGCUGCUCAGGAUGGAGGAGGCAUCAAGUUUGGAGAUGACUGGAAAAAGAGCCUAAAGCUCCCACCCAGAGACAACCGGGUCAAGACUUCAGAUGUGACGUCCACGAAGGGGAAUGAGUUUGAAGAUUACUGUCUCAAAAGAGAACUCCUGAUGGGCAUCUUUGAGAUGGGUUGGGAGAAACCUUCCCCUAUCCAGGAGGAGAGCAUUCCCAUCGCCCUAUCUGGACGGGAUAUUCUGGCUCGGGCUAAGAACGGAACAGGGAAAAGUGGAGCUUAUCUCAUCCCACUGCUGGAGAGAAUAGACCUGAAAAAGGACUACAUACAGGCACUUGUCAUGGUGCCCACCCGUGAGCUGGCUCUGCAGGUGAGCCAGAUCUCCAUCCAGAUCAGCAAACACCUGGGGGGGGUCAAAGUCAUGGCCACCACCGGGGGCACCAACCUGCGAGAUGACAUCAUGCGUCUGGAUGAGACCGUGCAUGUUGUCAUCGCCACGCCUGGCAGGAUCCUGGACUUGAUAAAGAAGGGAGUAGCAAAGGUGGAUAGAGUCCAGAUUAUGGUGAUGGAUGAGGCCGACAAGCUGCUGUCUCAGGAUUUCGUGGUGCUCAUCGAGGAUAUCAUCAGCUUCCUGGCCAAGGGCAGGCAGAUCCUGCUCUACUCUGCCACCUUCCCCAUCAGCGUGCAGAAGUUCAUGGCCAAGCAUCUUCAGAAACCCUACGAGAUCAACCUGAUGGAGGAGCUGACUCUGAAGGGCAUUACUCAAUACUACGCCUACGUCACGGAGAGGCAGAAAGUCCACUGCCUCAACACACUGUUCUCCAGGCUUCAGAUCAACCAGUCGAUUAUCUUCUGUAACUCCACUCAGAGGGUGGAGCUCUUGGCCAAGAAGAUCACUCAGCUGGGCUACUCCUGCUUCUACAUCCACGCCAAGAUGAUGCAGGAAUACAGAAACCGCGUGUUUCACGACUUCAGAAAUGGACUGUGCAGGAACCUGGUCUGCACUGAUCUCUUCACCAGGGGUAUUGACAUCCAGGCUGUCAAUGUAGUCAUCAACUUUGACUUCCCCAAGAAUGCUGAGACUUACCUCCAUCGCAUUGGAAGAUCAGGGAGGUUUGGUCACCUGGGCUUGGCCAUCAACCUGAUCACGUCAGAGGACCGCUUCAACCUGAAGGCCAUCGAGGACCAGCUGGUGACCGACAUCAAGCCCAUUCCCAGCAGCAUCGACAAGAGCCUCUACGUGGCCGAGUUCCACACGUCCGGCGCCGACUGCGAUGUGGAGGAGAUCGAGGAGAAGCCAGGACGCCAACAGGACGGCACCUAAAACAGGAUGCUACGGGCUUUUGCACAGACAUCAUCGCACACAGGCAACUCUUCAGUUCCAAAUUUCUCCCAGAGCCUGUAGAGUGGACGCAAAGACUGUUUUUUUUUUUAAACAUUUCCUUAUCUUUUCCACAAAAAGCGCUGCCUCAUUCAUUUUUUUUUUUUUAUUUUUUUUUUUCUUUUCUUUUCUUUUCCAUAAUUAAUUGAGAAGCCAUAUUGUUUUGCACCAAACUCGGAAUGGACCGUGCAUCCUGCGUAUGAGCUUAGUGUUUCUUUCCUCCGCGUGAUCUCGGUGAGACGACACUCGGCUGUCCUAAACAGAGAGUAUCGGAGCUGUUCUGAAGCCGUCCUUCUCAGAGACAGUUGUCGUUGUCGGCAGCAAGGUCGGCCUCUUUUUAACCGUACAACGGUGCACUCGCACCAGCCACCGGUCUGUCCACCUAACACUGUUGUCGUCACUCAAGUGCCUUACUUACUCCCAUGCGCACUCAUCCUUUCAUAGCCUGCUGUCUUCUGUCAUGCAGCAGAGUACGAGCACAAAUACGAUGAAUUUAAUAGUAACGCGAGUUUAUUUACACAUCCAUUAUGCAAGGGAAAAAGACAACACACACACGCUCUCUCUCUGCUACUGAGAGGUGUGUAGUAACACGGCUCAAACUCCUUUUAAAAAAUACAUCCUGAAUGUGAACGUGUAUUUUUAAUGUGAACGUUGCAAUAAAGAAAAACAAGGGCAGCUUUAUUUAAAUACUGCGUGACUGUUUCCCCCCCUUUCAUCAUGAAUAGUACACGAGCAGAGUUAAUACGAGAAGACUGCUCGACACACAAGCCCCCGUUACUGAUCCAUGGAGUUUAUUUGGCUGUUGCUGGUGAGUCGGCCUGCAGACGGCUUCUCCUCGUCUGGAGGUUUUUUGACAUUGAUCCCGUUGGGCUGGUGAGUACUGUAAACCUGUCGGGCCACUGUAGCUGUGAAACUGGUUUCUUCUCCUUCAUGCUGCAGCAGUGCAGGACUAAUGCAUCAGAGGCUGUUUCAGAACAGCUUUGACACGAACGUCUGCAUCGCUAAGCUCAGACACAGAAUGACGGGUCCAUGGAAUAAAUAGUUUUUGUGGAAGUUGGUGCAAAACAAUAGUUAGAAUUUUCUUUUUCUCUUUGCCGACUGCUUCAGAGUCGGUUCUAUUGUGUGGAAAUACAGUUAUUAUUUACUGGAGCAUUAUUUCUUUCUCCAAAUACUGAGGUAAACCUUUCUUUUUAGGCCCCAUCGUGACAAAAUCCAAGUUGGUGAAUGUAUUGGUUGCCAAUGUCAAUACUCAGGCUGGAUGCCAAGCUCUUGAGUUGUAUCGCUGCUGUCGCACUAGAAACUGCUCUUCAGAAACCUUAUACUGGAUAUGAAAUGGUUUCAUGGGAGUCUGCUCAGUGUAUAAAGGACUACAUUGACCUUUUUAAUUUAACUUGUACUGAAACUAGAAAAGUCAGUUUUCUUUCUGCAGCAGCGAUACUUUUUUAUUUUUGUCUCCCCAGCACAGCUAUGUUUUAUGGUUCCCAGCGUGUGAGGGGCGGGCUCUGUGUUUUUGAAAGCAACAUUGUAGCAUCUCUGAACAGGCAGCUGUGACUUCUUUGUUUUUGUCCUCCCCUUUACAGAGCGUCACUAACGUAAAAAAAAAAAAAAGACGUCAAAAGAGAGUA
This is a messenger RNA of Anarrhichthys ocellatus (wolf-eel), 4171 nucleotides long. RefSeq names its product probable ATP-dependent RNA helicase ddx6. The record is from RefSeq and is a predicted model, not a curated record. The transcript has 13 exons. Gene Ontology annotation, molecular function: ATP binding; RNA helicase activity; nucleic acid binding. NCBI's taxonomy places the organism in Eukaryota, Metazoa, Chordata, Actinopteri, Perciformes, Anarhichadidae. Bases 1020 to 2489 code for a protein of 489 amino acids.